AUGCCCAGGUCCAUGUUGCCGAUUGCCCAUGGCCUUCUUGACGAAGACCACAUCGUAAGCUUCCUGGCCCACGACGAGACAGUGAGAAAGAUAGAGAAACUGGUUCCACAGGCGAAAAUGGUCGACAUCGGCCCAUCUUCGAUGGACCGUGAGAAGGGUGCUGCGGCGGUGGACUUUCUGCAGAGCACGUCGUACAGAGCUGCACAAUUUCUCACUUCCGUGACCAUGCCGAUGCUGAACGCCCUGAUGGGAGGCCCAAUGCUGCUGAAGUUGAAGCCAGCCCUGCAGGAGAUGAAGCCCGACGUGCUCUGCGUGCCCUACAUUUAUCCUGCUUUCUAUGCCUUGGGAGAGGCAUUGGACAUACCUGUUGUGGGCAUCGGCUGGGGAACCCCAAGUUGGUUAACCGUGCAGAUAGACCCACCGUCGGCUACAGAACCAAACGUGGGAUCCAUCCACUCACGCCAGGAACUUUACGACAGCCCGCUGCUUAUGCUGGAGAACACCGCAGUGCGCAUCCAUGGCUUCUUCAUCGAGCGCAUCGCCAGCAUGAUCAACGUGUACUUCCGCUACCAACUCGGGCAUCCGAGGCCCUUGGAGGUGUGGCAGUUUGAUGCUGUUCUACAGCACCCAGCUAUCAUCACGACCCUUCCAGAGCUCACUGCUGGCAGGCCAACGGCUUGGAGCCCCUACACGUUUGCCGUUGGCAUCUUGGACCAUCCUGGCCUGGGAGGGAGUGGCAUGAUGAAGAGCGACGACAAGGAGAAGGUCAUCGCAUGGCUCGACGAGCAGCAGCUGGCAUCCAGACAGGUCCUGUACGUGGCUUUUGGCUCUGAGGUCCGCUUGUCCAAAGAGCAUGCUGCGCUCUUGGUGGAGACGUUUAAACAAGGCGGCUUCACUGUUCUAUGGGCUUCCAAAGUAAAGCCAGAUGUCCCCAUCCCAGAGAAUGUGCUGGUAACGAAAUUUGCACCGCAGCGCGCGGUCCUUGCUCAUCCGGCAGUCUUUGGUUUCCUGUCACAUGGUGGCAUGAACAGUGUGAACGAAGCUCUUGCCAGUGGUAAGCCCUUGGCAAUCAUGCCUUUCUUCGCAGAUCAGAUGACGGUGGCUGUGGUGCACAGAGACCUCGGGGUUGCUGUCAUCUUGGACAAGCAUGCAGCCACUCCAACAACUUCUGCAGCGGCGAUCCGCAAGAUUGCGACAGAGCCGUUCCGCCGUCGAUCCCUGGAGAUCAAAGAGCUGAAUGAACAGCGUCGAGACAUGUCGAGGGCAGUCCAAGUCAUCGUGAACCAGGCGACAGGAAAGUUCUACAUGCACAUCCCGCCAUGCCCGAGCCUUUGGAUCCGAGCGAUGCCACUCUUCGUCACCCUUCUCUUCUUUACGUUUUGCUGCAACUUCUGCUGUUGCAUCAGCGUGCGCGUGCACGCCUUCGAUGCGCAGCCCGUUGCGUUCAUUCGCGAUAGCCGCAUCAAUUUAAAGAGGGCCGAGCCGGAGCGCAAGGACUUUCGCAAGGUUGCGGAGGAUAUUUCUUGGGUGUUCCGCCAGUCAUCAUCCAGUGAUGCUGCGGGCACGAAGGAGACGGGAGGCAAGCGCUGGGUGGACGCCGUGUUCGAGCAUAUGUGCGUCAAAGGCGAGUUUCGGUUUCGAGAAUGGCAGAAAGUUGUACAGCUGAUCCAGAGGAACCCCAUACUCAGAAAUCGCGUUCGCCUCUCCGAUACAGACCGGCUCUUCUACAACAUCACCCACCGGGACACCGAGGCAAGGAGUUCACUCAACUCCCCUCGCGAGUUCCGUGAGCUGCUGAUGUGCCUGGCCGAUGCCUGUGCAGUCCAUCCGGGCAUGAUGUUUUAUGCUGUUGGCUGCCACGAUCAAGCGCUGGCUGAAGCAGAGCCUCACCGGCAGCAUUGGCAUGGGCAAGAGCACGGUGUCGAAGAGAUGAACAUACCCGUGGAUGACGCCGACGCCACAGUCCAUCGACUGUACGCGCCAGCUGGUGAGGCUGUCCAGCCCAUCCGAGAGGCUUUCGGAGAUGGCGUCUUGGCCGAGGAUGGCAGCAUCGACCGGAAGUUCCUUUCCAAGCUGGUGGUUGGAGAGGAGAACAAGCAGAAGCUGCAGGAACUCGAGGCAAUCGUCCAUCCACUCGUGGAGGCAGCACGUGACGAUUUCAUCGCCGAAGCGAUCCGACGGUCCGAGCCGCUGUGCAUCCUCGAUAUCCCGCUGCUCUUCGAGAAGCAUCUGGAGCAACACUGUGACUUGGUUGUCGUCGUCAGCGCGCCGGCUGAGCAGCAGCGUGCCCGAGUUCUGGCUCGAAAAGAGAUGGACCCUGACAAAUUUACGGCGAUCUUGGCCAAGCAGGUCCCUGACGUCGAGAAGCGAAUACGAGCAGACCGCAUCGUGGAUACUGGGCUCACACUCGAGGAGACCAAAGCGCAGGUGGUUGCAUUCAUUGAGGAGUGCCGCCGCCAGAUGACCCAGGAGCGGCAGAGGGACAGGACCUUGUAUUGGCUACUCCUCGGGGCUGCCUUAGCCAUGGUUUUGGACGUAGAAGGAGACCCCGGAAAUGCGUGCACUUCGAAGCCUGUAACUUUUGCAGCCGAUGGCUUCAGCCGAGAGGGCACGGGGCUCGUGACUGUCCGGCCUGACAGUUUCAAGGCGAAGACAAUGCACGCCUCGACAAGCACACAAAAACAGCGCAGAACCUAUAUAGAUUCUCCCAUGGCACGCCGCCGUGGCUUGGUCUUUCUGCUGGCGGCUCCGCUGUGGGCUGCAGCCUUCGUGAGCCGUUUCGCUACUUCUCCAGGGUCUCACCUCGGACGUGCCUGGAAGGUAGCACUGCGGGCCACGGGCGACCUCGUUGCUGCUGCGGGUGCAGGCAACGCCGAACAGGUGGCUGAUCUCCUGCGUUCUGGCACAGCGCCAGAUGCUGUGGACAGCAAUGGCCAACGUCCACUGAUUGCUGCCGCAGGGCAGGGGCACGUCAAAGUGAUGGAGCACCUGCUGGAAGCGGGCGCUGAUGUGAAUGCUGUCAACCAGCAAAACGCGACGGCGCUGAUUGCUGCGGCCUUUGCUGGUGGUGUAGCACCGCUGCGAGUGCUCUUGGCAGCCGGAGCCAACGUGGAGGCUGCAACUGCCUCUGGUGCGACACCGCUGGCUGCUGCUGCGGAAGGCAACAAGACGGAAGUGGUGGCCGAGCUGCUUUCUGCGGGCGCAGCCGUGGAUGCUGCGGACGUCACUGGUGUCACGCCUCUGCACCGCGCGGCCAUGUUCGGGCUAGUGGACAUUGUGCUGGAUCUUCUAGAGGCUGAUGCGGAUGUGGACUGUACCACGGACGCACUGCUUACACCUCUCAUGCUCGCAGCACGUGCGGGUCACAGUGAUGUCAUGGCUGAGCUAAUCGAAGCUGGCGCCGAUAUUGAGCUUCGCGACAAGAAAGGCGGCACAGCCCUCUUCGAAGCAGCCAGGUGCGGCCAGUCAGAGGCCGCAGCGCUUCUGCUUGCCCUGGAGGCGGACGUGGACACGCAGCGCGAGGAUGGUGCCUCGCCGCUGAUGGUCGCAGCACAGGGUGGCAAGGGUGGAGUCAUACAAGAGCUCCUUCAAGCGAACGCUACUUUGGAGCUUGCCCGCGAGGAUGGAUGUACGGCCCUCAUGUUCGGGGCCAUGUCAGGGCACAGCGCCAUCGUGGAUGUGAUGCUGAAGGCCAGAGCAGAUCCCAACAAUGUGGACAAGAACGGUGUGACAGCAGUCAAAAUCGCAAAGCAGAGCCUGGGCUGGAAGUUGUCACUCAGGCAGGCACUCACAGCGCCUCUUGUAACUCUAGUAGCUACAGUGUACAGUGAGAGCUGA
Symbiodinium sp. CCMP2592 is the source of this 3837-nucleotide messenger RNA. The record is from the annotation of a GenBank genome assembly. NCBI's taxonomy places the organism in Eukaryota, Dinophyceae, Suessiales, Symbiodiniaceae.